Linum tenue is the source of this 2832-nucleotide messenger RNA. Lineage: Eukaryota; Viridiplantae; Streptophyta; Magnoliopsida; Malpighiales; Linaceae. The record is from the annotation of a GenBank genome assembly.
GGCUGGCGAGAGGACGACGCCGAGGGACAGGAGGGAGAGGUAGAGGAUCGGUAUGUUGACCGAGUUGGGAGCAAGGAUGUAAGCGGCGUCUCCCUUUCUGAGGCCGAGUUCGCGGCGGAGGGAGGAAGCGAGCGACUCGGUUCGCGAAAUGAGUUGGGAGGAGGAGAUGCGGCGGCCGGUGUCGCCGUCGACGAGAGCUGAGACUGUCGGUGGCGAAGGGAAGGAAUUGAUGAGAGAGAAGACGUAAUCGGUGACGGAGAGCGGCGCGGUUUCUUGUGGGAGUGGCACCGGAGAUCUGAGACUGUGAUAGAUCUUGGUUUCCGGACAGAAUCCGCUCAUUGCAUCGAUUGGCGGCGGAGCGUUAGGGUUUCGCGACAUCUGGGAAGGCAUUGUGGAAAUGGAGCCAGUAAUUGAUUCUUUUGCCGGCGGAUUGCACAAAGUGUCCUAGACUCCUAGUAGAAGAUGAAAAGCCCCCGCGACAAAGACCGGAAGCCAGGACCAACCAUUACCAAGCAUUCACUGUAGCAGAGGAACAAACCAAAGGGAAGUUCUUGGCAACAUUCAGCUCAGAGCCAGCUUUACUUCUUAAUGGAAACUCAAAUCAAAAGGUAGGGAGUUGCGGCUUUGCGAGGCAAAAGACGUGAUGGAGUGAUUGCCUUUCUGGUAAGUUUGCCGAAAAUUUCAAUGGAAGAGAAAGAAUAAACCUUUUUGGCAAUUUAGAAUAUCUAUUUUUUAUUCAUGAACCUGUUAGAGCCCGUGAGAAGGGAAAGACAAAGCAUAGGUUCUAUCGCAAGAAACUCCGGUCAAACGCAACUCCAUUGAUUUAGCCUCGAUCUUUAAAUUUUGCCAUCUAGAUCCGUAGUUCUAUUGAACCCAUAUCUCAUAAUUUCCUAAGCCAAUUGGGUUCUCCUACUACAGUAAUCGAUGGCUGAUCCUCAUCUUCUUCCUCCUCUUCCUCCUCCUCCCCCUGUUCCCGAAACACUAUUGCAGAUAGAGCCCAUCACUCCUCUUCUCAAUUUCACCCAGAACAACAACAACUACAAUCAAAACAAUCAUCGUCGAGAAACUCUCUCGACUCAAGACGAUGAUCUUGAUCAGACACUACAGAAGCUUGAAACUUUCUUAUGUUUUCUGGGUUUCAGUCAAUCUUCGGUCUGUAGCUUCCUUUUUUCUUGGGCAGCUUUUGGAUUGGUUGGGGUUGCUCUGCCAGUUAUAAUACUUGAGCUAUCCAACUGCCCUGGCUGCGAGAAGUUCCAGAUCAAGAAUUCCGAACUGGAUAUUGUGGCUUCACAGGCUUGUCUUGCUGCUGUCUCUUUGAUUUGUCUGUCUCAUAACAUGAGGAAGUAUGGUGUAAAGAAGUUUCUGUUUGUUGACCGUUAUAGCGGGCAGAUGACUCGCCUUAGCCGCCAGUAUAUUGCCCAGAUAAAGGAUUCUUUGCGCUUGCUCGUCCUGUGGUCACUGCCAUGUUUCAUUCUGAAGGUUGCUCGCGAAGUGAUUCGUAUCUCUUAUGUAAAACACGAAUCAUGGCUAUCCUCUUCCGCCAUUUUGUUCGGCUUAAUCUUAUCGUGGAGUUAUGUGAGCACAAUAUCUUUAUCGGCCAGCGUCAUAUUUCACAUGGUAUGCAACUUACAAGUGAUCCACUUCGAGGACUAUGGGAAGCUCUUGGAGAGGGAAUCCGACGUUCUGGUAUUCAUUGAGGAACACAUCCGUCUAAGAUAUAAUCUUUCUAAGAUAAGCCAUAGGUUCCGCAUCUUCCUUGUUCUGCAGUUCAUUGUGGUUACGGCUAGCCAGUUCAUGACCCUCUUUCAGGUUACGGGUUAUAGCGGGAUAAUCACCGUCAUUAAUGGUGGCGAUUUUGUGGUGUCCUCAAUUGUUCAGGUAGUCGGAAUAAUUCUUUCCUUGCAUGCUGCCACUAGAAUAUCCCACAGGGCUCAAGCUAUUGCUUGCUUGGCGAGCCGGUGGCAUGCUUUGGCAACUUGCAAUGCUACUGCCAAUGGGAGCUCAGAUCCAUCUGGAUAUCCGACGAAUGCGUUACAAGUUAGCUACUCAGAGAGUGAUUUGGAGUCGUUUGACUACAUUGCGGUGCCUACAAACACACAAUUGGCUUCCUAUAUGACCUCAUACCACAGGAGGCAAGCCUUUGUGUUGUAUUUGCAGAACAAUCCGGGAGGAAUAACGAUAUUUGGAUGGACUGUUGAUCGUGGACUCUUGAACACAAUCUUCUUCAUCGAGCUCACUCUUGUUACGUUCUUGCUCGGGAAGACUCUCGUUUUCAGCAGUUCCAGCUAAGAGAGAGAUUGGUCGACCGUUGCUUUCCAUCUGAGGAGAAGAAGCAUGAGACCUGUUCUGUUAUGAGCCGAUUUUUCUUGAAGCUCAUUCCGGCUUAUGGUUACGCCUUGAAGGCCUCUGGUUUCAUGAGUUUGGUCCAUGUGCUGCCUGCAAUGCUCAUUGUUUAUCUAUUUGGUGGCCUAAGUGUUAAAGAGUGCAGGUAUCAACGACGGUGCAAGCCGCUUUGGAAAUUUUAGUGCUUGUAUAAGAGUGAUAUAGUCUGUAGGCCAACAACAUGAAAGGGUUGGUACUUGGUUCCAUUCUCUGUAUAGCGUUGGAAGAGUACCAAGACGCGCUACAGUAAUUAGGCUUAGGGAGCGGCAGUGAGUGGACUCGUACGUAUUUAGGAAGGCAAAGCAAAUAAUUAGCCAAAGUCUACAUAUACUCACUCCUACUUUCAGUUUACUCUUUUCCUCACAUACCAGCAAUAAUUGUCAAACGCACUUUGGGAAGCAUUGCCAGUUUACUCGUUCCCUCAGCCAAUCAAUUUUACUACCAGGACCU